AAGGACGUGACCCGGCAGUGUGUGUCAGGCCAGGGUGUGACCAGGGUGUGUCCAGGGUGUGACCAGGGCGUGACCAGGGUGUGAGAAGCGUGUCCAGGGUGUGUCAAACUUCACCGUACGGCCGCCCAGGCGUAGUGGCGAAUGAUUCCAGUGGCAAAGCCUCAUCCGUACAGAGCACAGGAGUAUGUUUUUCAAUGGUACAUUCUAAGAGGUUAGUAUGUCCGCUGGGGAGGUGCCAAGAAGCCCCAGCGACAGCGAGUCUCUCAAUAACCAUGAAGAAGACGCAGAAGACCACAGAGCGGAUACUCAGAAGACCCAAAGCAAGACCAAAGUCUUUGGCUCGAAGAGACCAAACGAGGUCCCGGUUCUCUUAAACCGGAGGAGAAAGAUCGUGAACGGGUUUGCCAAGAGUUCUAAAGACAAGCGGCGAGUGAGAAGCAAAGAGGAGAAAGAUAAUGAGGAGAGCAUAGAGGAAAUUAUGAGAAAAGAAAAGGAUAGAAGGAGCACGGACAGCGGCCUAGGAAGGACGUCUGCUGAAGGGGUAGAUAGUCCCACCACCGAUGAUCAGGUGAAGAGGAAAGGAUGGGAGAGAGGAUCGGGCGGGUCAGAAGGACAAGAGAGAGGGAGGAACAGAACUUACAGAGGAUCGGGAGGGGGAAUCCUGAGGAAGGACGAGAUGACUCGUCUGGAGAAGGAACUGGAACAGGAGAUGCGCUACAGAGACACGUUGGAGCAGCUGUACGCGGUCAAGCGUUCCUUGACCGACAAGGAUCCGGACACCAUAGAGUGGUCGGUGGGCGUCCUGCAGCACAGUGUAGACGAACUGCAGAAACAACUUUCACACAUUGAUGAGGGCAACGAUGAAGGUAGCGAGUACAAGCUGAGGUACGAGGCGCAGCUGGAGUUGAACGACAAGUUACAGGAGCAGACCGUCUGGUACCAGAGCGAAGCCGACAAGACCAGAGAGAAGAUUAAGCAAGGUCAGGAGUACACGUAUGACCAGGACCUGGACCUGUACAAUGAGUUUGAGUUGCUACGGCUGGUGAAGAGUCUGGAGAAAGAGCGAAACAACUUGUACAGUGACCUAAGGAACCUCAGCUGGGUCCUCGACAACCACUCCAAGGAGUACCACCACCUGAAGGAGCUGAUCAGAGCCUACACGGGCGACCUCACCAUCGUCAACAGGUCGCUGGAACACCUGUGGCGCCAGCAGAGUAUCAACUAUGAUAGUCCCUUCACCAGAGGAUCAACUCCAGUCACUUCUCCAGGCGGAGUCAAGUGGAGAUUUGUGCUCGAUGCUGUUCGCGAGCGAAGCGGUCAGUCAGGAAUCAGGCCCAGCCAGAGGAUCCUGGACCCGCGGAAAGGCCCCAUCAGGAAAACUGUAGGAGUACGCUCCUUGCCCAGGCUGGACCACGAGGCUCUCGAUUACUACGACACCGGCAGCCUCUUCAGGAAGGCUCGCUCUAGGUCGAGAGGUCGUCCCCGGUUGAGAGCCAAGUCCCUGGAUGCCAAGAAGGAAGUGCCACUCCCGGAUGUGGUGGCUCCACUGAACCCAGGGAUGAGGGUAAAGUCAGGGGAAGUUCACUCCCUCAGGUCCUCGUCAGGAGUCUUCGACGAGUCGUGCGAGGCCAGUAAUGAAGCCUCCACCACCGCCUCCGUCGAACUCAGCUCGGACAAGAUGUAGGAGUCAAGUGAUUCAUGGUUGUCUUCCUAGGAGGCCGAGAGGGAUUGUCUCGUAGGCCAUGCAUGAGGCUACCCUGGGUGGUUGUGUCUCGUAGAAGGUCAGGAGGCUAUUUGGAAGCCGGUCGGCCGAGUGGACAGCACGCUGUACUUGUGAUCCUGUGGUCCUGGGUUCGAUCCCAGGCGCCGGCGAGAAGCAAUAGGCAGAGUUUCUUUCACCCUAUGCCCCUGUUACC
Procambarus clarkii (red swamp crayfish) is the source of this 1916-nucleotide messenger RNA. RefSeq lists its product as uncharacterized. NCBI's taxonomy places the organism in Eukaryota, Metazoa, Arthropoda, Malacostraca, Decapoda, Cambaridae. The record is from RefSeq and is a predicted model, not a curated record.